UCUUUUUUGCCUGAGUAUUUCUAUCAAGUGAAUUCCUGGAGGUAUAAUUUGUAGAAAUGUUUUGAAAGAUGAAUGAGAGAAAAGGGAAAUGUGUGACCCACAAAAGUGGCCCCCCAGUGGUGGGAUCAAAUGUGGGUGCUCUGGGGAGGCCUAAGGACUCUGUCUCCUGCAGGUGUCAGGAUGUUGAGCUGGGUCCAGAGGGUGCUGCCUCAGCCCCCAGGGACCCCUCAGAAGACCAAGAUGGAGGAGGAGGAGGAGGGGGCAGAACCAGAGCCAGAGGUGGUACCAGAACCAGAGCCGGAGACUGAAACCGCCCCCAAGGAGGCUGAGCGAGGCGACGAAUCCCUGCUACCUGAAGAGCCGUUGGAGGGGAAGGAAUUGGCUGCAGCUGACCCAGACCCUCAGGAAAUCGGGGAGGCUGUCCCUACUCUGCCUACAUCCCUCCAGGCCCAGGUCACCGUGGUUCCCGAAGUGAACAGCAGUUCCAGCGGGUGGGUGCUGAGCUGGCUCAAGAAGGGCAUGGAGAAGGUCAUCCCACAGCCCGUCCCCAGCAGCGGGCCAGCCCAGAGCACUGCUGCCGGCUCGGAGGCCCCUGCUCAGGCAGGAGCACAGACGUCUGGGCAGUGCAGCGCUGGGGGCUCAGGUGGACUCGGGGAGGCCCCUGGGGCCCAGGACACCAGGUCUGGGCCCUGGCUGCUCAGGUGGCUUGAGCAGAAUCUGGAGAAAGUGCUGCCUCAGCCCCCAGAAACCUCCAAGGACUGGAGAGAUGAGCCUACAGAUGCUGCCUUGGGCCCAGAGCCCCCAGAACCCACCUUGGAAACGGAGACUGUGCUGCAGGCCCCGGAGAGCCCCUGCCUCCCCACGACUGGCCCCCCGGAAGCCAAGGAGGAGCUGACCUCAGAACCCCAUCCCAGCUCCCAGGCUUCCUCCCUGCUGCCCCCCGGCGACCCCGCCAGGUUGAUGGCUUGGCUCCUGCACAGGCUGGAGAUGGCCUUGCCGCAGCCCGUGCUCCACGGGAAGGCUGGGGAGCAGGAGCCUGACUCCCCUGGAACAUGUGACGUGCAGACGAUCUGCAUCCUCCCCGGAGGCCAAGAGGAGCCUGAUCUCAUCCUAGAAGAGGUUGACCCUCACUGGGAGGAGGACGAGCAUCAGGACGGUGGCAUCAGCCCGCAGGGCCCAGAGGCAGCUCCAGCUUAUGAAGAGGAGAACGAGGCUGUGGAGAUGCCCAGGGAACUGCCCCGGAUUCAAGAGGAGAGAGAAGCUGAGGAGGAGGAUGGAGAGGAGGAGGAGGAAGAAGAGGAGGAGCCAAAUGUCCUGCUGGAUAGCUGUCUGGUGGCGCAGGCUGGCGAGGACCUGAGCGAAGUAGGCAGGAGCCAGCCGCAGAGGGCCUCGCCCCAGUCCCCAGGAUCCCACAUCUGCCUGACCCCCACUGGCCCCAGCGGCAUGGCUCAAGCAGGCCAGGACAUGGAGCUGAAUCGCCUGGUCCAGGACCAGCCACCUGGCCAGGUGACCCCAGGGCUUGCUCCCCCAACUCUGGCGGAGCACCUCCCCAAUGUGCCCAGCUACCGCCCCUCAAUCACCCGCAUCCCUGUCCUCAUCUCCCGGAGGACGGCCUUGUCCAACUCCAGCUUCGCCAAGGAGACCAGAAGUUCCAUCCGUCGCCUAGUGCCUGCUACAAAAGAGCAUCCGGAAGUGCAGGUGGAAGAUGCUGAUGUGGACAGCCACCCCCCCAUCGUGGAGAAUCCACCCUCACCCGAGCUGCCACCACCUUCUCCUGCCAAAUCCGACACCUUUGCGGUCCUGGGAUCUGCCGCAGAGACUGAAAGGAAGAGGCUGCCCUCCCAAGAUGAUGAGGCUGAAGAGCUCAAGGCACUGUCACCGACUGAGUCCCCCAUGGUCCCCUGGUUGGACCCGGCCAGCCCACAGGGCGCUGAUGGCCAAAACCGUGCAGUGUCCGUGGCCAGCCAGAACAGCACCAUCAUCAACAACCGGCUCCAGGAGCUGGUGAAGCUUUUCAAGGAACGGACAGAGAAGGUGAAGGAGAAGCUCAUCGACCCUGACGUCACCUCCGAUGAGGAGAGCCCUAAGCCCUCCCCGGCCAAGAAAGCCCCAGAGCCGGCCCCGGCAGUGAAGCCGGCCACGCCGGGCCAGGCGGAGGAAGAGCACUAUUGCGACAUGCUCUGCUGCAAGUUCAAGCGCCGCCCGUGGAAGACGUACCGGUUUCCCCAGAGCAUCGACCCGCUGACCAACCUGAUGUACAUCCUGUGGCUGUUCUUCGUGGUGCUGGCCUGGAACUGGAACUGCUGGCUGAUUCCUGUGCGCUGGGCCUUCCCCUACCAGACGCCAGACAACAUCCUCCUCUGGCUGCUGAUGGACUAUCUGUGUGACCUCAUCUACCUCCUGGACAUCACCGUGUUCCAGCCUCGCCUGCAGUUUGUCAGAGGGGGAGACAUUGUUAUGGACAAGAAGGAGAUGCGCGAUAACUACCUGAAAUCUCAGCGCUUUAAGAUGGACAUGCUCUGCCUCCUGCCCUUGGACUUGCUCUACCUGAAGUUCGGUGUGAAUCCCCUCUUGCGCUUGCCCCGCUGUUUGAAGACAUGUGGCAGUUACAUUCGCUGUUACUACUGGGCUGUGAAGACCCUCAUCACCAUUGGUGGGCUGCCUGACCCCAGAACGGUCUUUGAAAUCAUCUUCCAGGGGCUGAACUAUUUCACGGGUGUCUUCGCGUUCUCUGUGAUGAUCGGACAGAUGAGAGACGUGGUGGGGGCCGCCACAGCUGGGCAGACCUACUACCGCAGCUGCAUGGACAGCACCGUGAAGUACAUGAACUUCUACAAGAUCCCCAGGUCCGUGCAGAACCGGGUCAAGACCUGGUACGAGUACACCUGGCAGUCCCAAGGCAUGCUGGACGAGUCAGAGUUGAUGGUGCAGCUUCCAGACAAGAUGCGUUUGGACCUCGCCAUCGACGUGAACUAUAACAUCGUCAGCAAAGUGGCUCUCUUCCAGGGCUGUGACCGACAGUUGAUCUUUGACAUGCUGAAGAGGCUCCGUUCUGUCGUCUACCUGCCCAACGACUACGUGUGCAAGAAGGGGGAGAUAGGCCGAGAGAUGUACAUCAUCCAGGCGGGACAGGUGCAGGUCUUGGGUGGCCCCGACGGGAAGGCUGUGCUGGUGACGCUGAAGCCUGGAUCUGUGUUUGGAGAAAUAAGCUUGCUGGCUGUUGGGGGCGGGAAUCGGCGCACGGCCAAUGUGGUCGCCCACGGGUUUACCAACCUCUUCAUUCUGGACAAGAAGGACCUCAGUGAAAUUUUGGUGCAUUAUCCCGAGUCUCAGAAGUUACUCCGGAAGAAGGCCAGGCAAAUGCUGAGAAAUAACAACAAGCCCAGGGAGCCGAAGAGCGUGCUCAUCCUGCCUCCCCGGACAGGCACGCCCAAGCUCUUCAAUGCCGCCCUGGCCGUAGCAGGAAAGGUGGGCGGCAAGGGGACCAAAGCCGGCAAGCUUGCCCACCUGAGGGCCCGGGUCAAGGAGCUCGCUGUGCUGGAGGCAGCUGCGAGGGAGCAACAAUUGCUGGAACAGGCCAAGAGCUCGCAAGACGCUGCGGGAGAGGCGGGCCCGGCCGCCCCGGAGCAGCCCCCAUCGCCUGAGCCCCCGGCCCCGCGCUCUCCGCCACCUGCCUCCCCUGGGAAGCCCGAGGAAGGCGGGGAGGGGGAGGCCAGGCCCGAGGAGCCCUCGAUGCGGAUCUGCAUGAGCCCGGGCCUGGAUCCCGGUGAGCAGAUCCUGUCGGUGGAGAUCCCGAAGGAGAAGAAGGAGGCCGAGUGA
Messenger RNA from Leptonychotes weddellii (Weddell seal), 3819 nucleotides. The record is from RefSeq and is a predicted model, not a curated record. NCBI's taxonomy places the organism in Eukaryota, Metazoa, Chordata, Mammalia, Carnivora, Phocidae.